CGAAAGCAAUGUUUGAGGGUAAGUGACUGAGGCUAACAGCGGCUGCGUUUUCUGCAGGUUGGUGGUAUAGAUUCACAACGUUAAACGACUAUGGCCACAUGAUUUUGCAUCUACUACAUGAUGUACAUAUUUUAAAGACGUGGGCUGUACGUUUUUAUCAUUGCAUUUUAGUUUUUCUGCGUCAGUUGUCUGUUUAGUUACGACUGUAAACGUUUGAUUACAUGAACGUUUGCCUUACUUUUCUCAUGUACUCUGGCAGCUGACGAAAGCCUCAAAUUUAUCAACUUAAAAGUAUUUUCUCGUCAGUCACAAGUAACGUAAGGGCAGCUACAGCAAAUAAAACAGUACACUUUAGUAUACGCGUGGAUAUGUCAGGAUCUAACCGAGGACAGGCAAGCGCGGCCAGCGGCAUCCACAACCAAGAAAAUAUGCUGUCAAGACUGAGGGGCUCCCUUAAGUCCCGAAAUGCUGCUAAUCACGGCGCUUCCAACGAGAAUCAGGAAAACCUUCCACCCAAACAGGCGCCCAACAGAACGGUACUGGGUCAGCUGCAGACAAACAACCAACGUGGGAAAAGUCAGAACAAGCGCGGCUCAAAGCAGGAGAUAUCUCAGGCCCAGCCCAGCAAAAAUGAUGACUUUGGCAAAAGCUGCAACGAGAAGCCUGCUGCUAAGCAGCCAUCGUUUCAGAUCCACGUGGAUGAGCUUGAUGUUCCCUGCACAAAAAAGGCCGAACAGGUGGUCAAAUCAGUCAAAACGGAGGAGGUCACUGAAAUGUCGCCGUUGCCUGUCGACAACACCGUGGCCCGGCUCAGGCAGCCCCUGGCUCCCAUUGAUGUUCCAUCAGCAAUGGAUGUCAGCACUGACUCGCCAAUGGACAUGUCUGUGGUUGAGGGGGAGGAGAAACCCGUCAAUGUAAAUGACAUCCCUGAAUAUGCUGCUGAAAUCCACGCAUACCUGAGGGAACUGGAGAUGAGAACCAGGCCUAAAGCUGGUUACAUGAAAAAACAGCCAGAUAUUACCAACAGCAUGAGGGCAAUCCUGGUGGACUGGCUGGUUGAAGUUGGAGAAGAGUACAAGCUCCAGAAUGAGACUCUUUAUCUGGCUGUAAACUACAUUGACCGGUUCCUGUCUUCCAUGUCUGUCCUGAGAGGGAAGCUUCAACUUGUGGGGACAGCUGCUAUGCUGCUAGCUUCAAAAUUUGAAGAGAUCUACCCUCCAGAUGUGGCUGAGUUUGUUUACAUCACAGAUGACACCUACACAAAGAAGCAGGUCUUAAGGAUGGAGCAUCUGGUGCUCAAAGUGCUCUCCUUUGAUCUGGCUGCACCAACCAUUAGCCAGUUUCUCACCCAGUACUUCCUCCACCACUCUGUUAGCAAACAGGUGGAGAGCUUGGCCAUGUACCUUGGAGAGCUCAGUCUAAUUGACUCAGAUCCUUUCCUAAAGUACCUGCCAUCACAGACUGCAGCUUCAGCCUACAUCCUGGCCUUCCACACAAUAAGUGGUGGUAUGUGGCCAUUAUCCUUGGUGGAGAAAACUGGUUAUUCCCUAGAAGAACUGUUGCCUUGUGUUGAAGAUCUUCAUCGCAUAUACCUCGGUGCUCCUCAGCAUGCGCAGCAGUCUGUCCAGGAGAAGUACAAGGGCCCAAAAUACCAUAGUGUUUCUUCUAUUGAAGCUCCAGCUGAACUGAACUUGUCAGCCUCAUCUGUCUAGUCUCUUUCUGUCACUCUUUUGUGUUUUUUUUUUUUUUUCUAAAUGUGUACCACUUUGAAUUAUUAGCCUGCUCUUUUCGGAGUAGUGCCUAGAUGCUUACUUUUAAUGGUAUUUUUAUACUCAAACCCAAGGCCAGUGGCUAAAGUUGUCAGCCAAUCAAGCAGUUUUAUUGUUGAAAUCACAGACGGAAUUUAGAGGUUUUACCAGAUACUUUGAUCUGCAUUGUCUCACCACAUGGCUAAAUGUAUUCCUUCACAGAGACUGAUUUAAGAUUUUCCACCCAUGGGGUUUUUUUUUUUGUUUGUUUUUUUUUAACCAGCUGUUUGCUGCUUAGCCUUCAUCCAAAAGGUGACACAAUAGCUGAGGUUUUUGAAGUGGGGAUGUGAAGUCCUGUGACCUACAUGUUUGGCCUCAUGAAAUGCAGAUUAAAGUGUGUUUUUGUCUGUCAUGGAGUCAGCAGUCUCAUUAUCUGUCUUGAAAGUUGACAGCCUUUCAAGGUUUCUACUGCACUGUACAAUAUGGCUCUUGUAAAUAAAAAUCGUUUAACGUAAA
This is a messenger RNA of Cynoglossus semilaevis (tongue sole), 2264 nucleotides long. RefSeq names its product cyclin A2 (gene ccna2). NCBI's taxonomy places the organism in Eukaryota, Metazoa, Chordata, Actinopteri, Pleuronectiformes, Cynoglossidae. Gene Ontology annotation, molecular function: cyclin-dependent protein serine/threonine kinase regulator activity. Gene Ontology annotation, biological process: mitotic cell cycle phase transition. The transcript is spliced from 8 exons. Bases 369 to 1712 code for a protein of 447 amino acids. The record is from RefSeq and is a predicted model, not a curated record.